Molecule: messenger RNA, 630 nt
Organism: Opisthorchis viverrini
Lineage: Eukaryota; Metazoa; Platyhelminthes; Trematoda; Opisthorchiida; Opisthorchiidae
Exons: 1
Coding region: 1-630 (209 amino acids)
Source: RefSeq, a predicted model, not a curated record
AUGACCUUAGCGAGGUGGAUGUUCAUUGGUCAGUUGAAGCGUAGACGCACGUUGCCGGCGCUAGACGUGCCUGAUGACGCACCCGAUCAAAAACGGAGUUGUCAGGGCAUAGGACCAUACGCAUCGUUCCUAGCGCUUUGUGGGAUGACGGCACAGCCGGAAAGCAAAAUAUCUCGGAUCGUCCUGUUUCCUAUCGAUGGCAGCACGCAUUGUGAACGCGCAUUUGCCUGGUAUGUGGAUAACCUAAAAGCACCAAAUGAUCACCUGGUGUUCUUCACGGUCGUUGAGCCUGUCUUCCCAGGCCAUGCAUUCGAAUUGGCUGUGGAAGCCUAUAUCAUGUCAAAUAUGGCUCCCGUUUUGGAUGCAAGUAUUACCAAAAGCAAACGUCUAUGCAGGGAGAAGAUGCAAAAGGCCAAGGAACUUGGACUACAUGCUCAAGCAUUCCUACAUGUGGAUAGCCGACCCGGUCAUGCUGUCACCGAGGCCAUCGAGGAUCACAAUGCCGCCAUAGUUGUUAUGGGCAGUCGUGGACUCGGUGCCUUUCGUCGCACGGUUUUGGGCAGCGUUAGUGGCUACGUACUACAUCAUUCGCACGUGCCAGUGGUGAUUGUGCCACCGGAAACUGAGUGA